Molecule: messenger RNA, 932 nt
Organism: Nylanderia fulva
Lineage: Eukaryota; Metazoa; Arthropoda; Insecta; Hymenoptera; Formicidae
Gene: ND-24
Product: NADH dehydrogenase ubiquinone
Biological process (GO): mitochondrial electron transport, NADH to ubiquinone
Cellular component (GO): respiratory chain complex I
Molecular function (GO): NADH dehydrogenase activity
Source: RefSeq, a predicted model, not a curated record
AGAAACAUGGCGUCCAUCUGCUUUUUCAUGAAUACAGCGGCAUACGAGUUUUUGACGUUUGUUACAGCUGUUCUGAACAAAGAAUUUUCUCAUAUCUGACAUUCAGCUGUAUUGACAUGUUAAUGUCUCUACGUCGAGCUUGUGGGCUCCUCGCUCCAAGAAACAUUAGGGGAGUGCAAACAACAGUGAAUCGCACAUCAGAUCAGCUGUUUGUGCACAGAGAUAGUGAACAUGAUAAUCCCAACAUACCAUUUGAAUUUGAUGAGGCAAAUAAGAAACGAGUCCAAGCUAUUCUCGCGAUAUAUCCGGAAGGUCACAAACGUGGUGCCAUGAUACCCUUAUUGGACCUGGCGCAGCGGCAACACGGCUGGCUACCUAUUUCUGCCAUGCACAAAGUUGCACAGAUAUUAAACGUACCAAAUAUGAGAGUUUACGAGGUAGCCACAUUCUAUACAAUGUUCAAUCGUAGGCCCAUGGGCAAGUAUCACGUACAGAUCUGUACCUGCACACCGUGUUGGCUGAGAGACUCAGAUUCGAUAGUGAAGGCUGUGACAGCAGCUACAAAUUGCGAGAUUGGAGGCACCUCUGCAGAUAAACUGUUCACGCUUUCGGAAGUGGAGUGUCUCGGUGCUUGCGCGAAUGCUCCAAUGUUCCAAGUAAACGAUGAUUAUUAUGAGGACUUGACUCCAGAGACUGCAACAGCUGUAAUAAAUGCUCUUAAGAAAGGCGAAAAACCUCCACCAGGUCCACAGAUUUCUUCAAGAUUCGCGGCUGAUCCCGCAGGUGGACUUACAUCUUUAACAUCUCCACCCCCAGGUCCUGGAUUUGGAGUUAGAUCAGACUUGUAAAAUUAUUUGUUUUUGGUAGGAUACUAGUGUGUAUAUUAAUGAAUGUAAAAAAAGUUAUCAAUAAAUAUAUCAAAAUGUAUUAUA